AUGCAUUACAUACGGCUCCUUAGAGCCCCUAAACUCACAUUUCAAAAGGAGAAGGGGAAAAAGCACCCAUGGUCUCUGAAUAUCGUCUUGACUGUUACCACGGACUUGGGAGACUCGUUUCUCGUUCCCGAUGAACCGGUCAAGAUCAAGGUUGUCCUCGGUUGGGAACUACCGCGUUCGGAAGAUGCCAAUUCCAUGAAACUUGCGGGGGAAAAGACGCUGCAGUGGACUUCGGGCAUGCGGGUCUUGAAGGCCGAUUUCCCCGCCAUACAUCUUGAACCAACAUCAACUCUGCCAGCGGGAGAGACCCCCUUGCGCGUAUGGAUCACGGCUGGACCAAGGCAGUAUGCUGGAACUGCGGAAACCAUCGCAAUGGCCGGUUUCAAUAACACCGAGGACGGGAAGAUUGUGCCUCUCUGGGCGAACGUCGAGGUCCCUGGCAGCGAAGCACCGACGACGUGCUUAAGACGCAUACGGCUUGGCAGACGGCAGAGGCCGUUCAUCGAGGUUGAGGAGGAUAUCGGGGAGAGCAUAGCUCGUCACGUCUGGGAUGCCGGCAUGAUGGUUGUUUCGAGGCUCUGGCUGCUCUGCGAGGGGGAUUCCAGCAUUAGUGCCGGGCAUCCUCUAUCCAUGACGACGCUGCAGUCGCUACUUGUCAGUGAGGAUACCGUAAAUAUCCUCGAGCUCGGGUGCGGCGUUGGCAUUUUCGGCAUCGGACUUGCUCGCAUGUUGUCUCAGAGACAUGAUUCGUCCAAGAAGGGAAGAAUCGUCAUGACCGAUCUCCCCGAAGCUGAAGAACGUGCUUGCACCAACAUCAACAUCCUGGACAAGAUGGGUAUCCCGUCAAUUCGGCCGGAAUAUGAAAAUCUCGACUGGGACGACGGAAGGGACGGAGAUUUCGGGCCGCUCGUCAAGGACACAUUUUGGGACCUUGUGGUGCUGAGCGACUGUACUUACAACGCCGACGCGCUGCCCGCCCUCAUCGACACCUGGACGGCGAUUCAUAAGCAGAAUGUAGCGUUAAGACCAAAGACUGAGCAAGUUGCUACCCGAGUCCUGGUCGCGAUGAAGGUGCGCCAUUCGGACGAGGACCGGCUGUGGCAGCUUGUCGAGGAGAACGGUUGGGCUGUUACGGAGCAGACGGUGAUGCCGCUGCUGAUGCUGGGCGGAGAGCCACAGGAGAUAUUUUUGUAUCUAUUUGAGAACAAGAAGCGCGCGUUUUCGUAA
Messenger RNA from Colletotrichum truncatum, 1227 nucleotides. Its product is annotated as upf0665 family protein c. The record is from RefSeq and is a predicted model, not a curated record. Lineage: Eukaryota; Fungi; Ascomycota; Sordariomycetes; Glomerellales; Glomerellaceae. Gene Ontology annotation, cellular component: nucleus; cytoplasm.